This is a messenger RNA of Dioscorea cayenensis subsp. rotundata (Guinea yam), 2015 nucleotides long. Its product is annotated as patellin-3-like. Bases 83 to 1765 code for a protein of 560 amino acids. The record is from RefSeq and is a predicted model, not a curated record. Gene Ontology annotation, molecular function: lipid binding. NCBI's taxonomy places the organism in Eukaryota, Viridiplantae, Streptophyta, Magnoliopsida, Dioscoreales, Dioscoreaceae. The transcript is spliced from 4 exons.
AAUUCCAAACCACUCUAUUUCUCUUUCAUUUUCUCUUUCUCUCUCUCUCUCUCUCUUUCUCUUUUGCUAAAGUUCGUGUUCAAUGGCGGAGGAGACGCAGGCGAAGCCCACAGAGGAGGUUGUAGCGGUACCACCAGCGCCGGAGAAGAUGGCUGAACAAGCACCUGCUCAGCAGGAGGAGCCGGCUGAACUGGCACCGGUUCAGGAGGAGCCAGCCGGAGAAUCGUCGGCGGUGGUGAUAGAACAGUCGAUGUCUUUCAAGGAAGAGAGCAAUGUCGUUGCUGACCUUAAAGACAAUGAGAAGAAGGCCCUCGAGGAGCUCAAGCAGCUCAUCCACGCUGCCCUCGCCGCCAACGAGUUUGCCCCGCCACCGCCACCGCCACCGCCACCGCCCGCCGGUCCCAAGGAGAAGGUCAAGACUGGAGGGCACGCUGCUGAGGUCGUGGAAGAGAAGACCGUCGAAGCUAUUGAGGAAACCAUCGUCCCCGUCGUUGCUUCGUUGGCUGAGGAUCCGGCGCCACCGACUGCCGUUGACGAGAAGGGCGCAGUGGCUAUCGAGGAAACAACCAUCCCCGUCGACGCGCCGGCCGGCGGCGACAAGAUUGAGGUAAAUCCUGAUCUGGCUCUUGAACAAAUGGUAGGUGCUUCGGCUUCGACUUCGGCUCCUGCUCCGGCUCCGGCUUCGGCUUCGGAUCCGGCUCCUGUCAUCACUGGAACCGCAACGGAAGAGGUGUUCAUCUGGGGCGUGCCGCUGCUGGGUGACGAGAAGAGUGACACUGUUCUGCUGAAAUUCCUGCGAGCCCGUGACUUCAAGGCCAAGGAUGCCCUUGCCAUGAUCAAGAACACUGUGAUCUGGAGGAAAACUUUUGGGAUUGAAUCUCUCCUUCAUGAAAAUCUUGAAUUCCCGGAAAUGGAGAAAGUUGUGUUCAUGCAUGGUUUUGAUAAAGAGGGGCAUCCUGUUUGCUACAAUGUCUAUGGGGAGUUUCAGGAUAAGGACUUGUAUGCAAAGGCAUUUGGAGAUGAUGAGAAGAGGAUGAAGUUUCUGAAGUGGAGAAUUCAGUUCCUGGAGAAGGGGAUCAGGCAGCAAUUGGAUUUUAGUCCUGGUAAGGUGUGUACCAUGGUGCAGGUCACUGAUUUGAAGAACUCUCCGGGGCCUGCAAAGCGUGAGCUCCGGCAGGCUACCGAUCAGGCACUGACUUUGCUUCAGGACAAUUUCCCUGAGUUUGCGGCUAAGCAGGUAUUCAUCCAUGUUCCAUGGUGGUACCUGGCAUUCAAUAGGAUGAUCAGCCCAUUCUUGACUCAGAGGACUAAGAGCAAGUUCGUUUUUGCUGGGCCAUCCAAAUCUGCUGAAACCCUGUUCAAAUACAUAGCUCCUGAACAAGUCCCAGUUCAAUAUGGAGGCCUCAGCAAGGAAAACAAUCCAGAUUUCACCACUGCUGAUACUGUUACUGAGAUGACCAUCAAACCAUCAUCUAAGCAAACUGUUGAAAUACCUGUUACUGAGACAUGCACCCUGGUUUGGGAGCUCCGCGUGCUUGGUUGGGAUGUUACCUAUGUUGAAGAGUUUGUCCCCAGUGCCGAGGAUAGUUACACUGUGAUCGUGCGGAAGGAAAGGAAAAUGAUCGCAACUGAUGAGCCUGUUGUCAAGAACUUCUUCAAGAUCGGGGAACCUGGCAAAAUUGUCCUGACCAUCGACAACAACACCUCUAAGAAGAAGAAGCUCCUCUAUAGGUACAAAGUCAAGACCACCACCAAAGCCACCUGAAACUGGACCUCUUUAUGAGCUCCUUCCUGAAUAAUUAGAAUCAGCUUUCUUCUAGUUUGAUAGAGGUUGACAUUUGUUUGUUCUUUAUUUCGUGUAUUAAUUAUAUUGUUUUAUUUGAAGUCAGUUGUUGAUCUUUGUUUCAGAGGCAUGGUUCUUGAGGGGUUUGUUCCUUAGUGUUACCCUGUAAAUUCUCUUUGUACAUUUGACCCUUUGUGGAGUUUCUUAUAUCAUUUGUUUCCAUAGACAAGUA